UAAACUGUUUGAAUCAUGGAGGCUGGUAUUAAUAACUGGGUGGACAUUUCUGUCAUUGUGUUGUAUUUUAUUUUCGUCAUUUUUGUUGGAAUCUGGUCCAUUUGGCACAAAGAGCGUUCUACUACAGAUGGUUAUUUUCUGGCAGGGAGGGCUAUGCUAUGGUUCCCAAUGGGUGCAUCGUUGUUCUCCAGCAACAUAGGUAGCGAGCAUUUCAUCGGCUUGGCCGGAAGUGGAGCAGCCAGUGGCAUUGCUGUAGUGGCGUUCGAAUGGGGUUCUGUGCUUUGUCUCCUGCUCCUUGGAUGGGUUUUUCUACCUGUUUAUUUGACUUCCGGUAUAUUUACUAUUCCUGAAUAUCUGAACAGAAGAUUUGGAGGUCGAAGACUCAGAACGUACCUCAGUUUACUGCUACAGUUCCUAAACAUCAUCACAAAAAUAUCGGUGGACGUGUAUGCUGGCUCAGUGUUUGUCCAGCAAGCUCUGGGGUGGAAUACAUAUAUUUCAAUAGCAGCUCUACUUACAGUUACUGCCAUCUACACAGUUAUAGGUGGACUGGCCGCCGUUAUCUUUACAGACACUCUUCAGACCAUCAUCAUGCUCGUCGGCUCAAUUGCAUUAUCUGUUCUUGCGUUUAUGAAGGUUGGUGGAAUCCAAGGACUGAUGAUGAAAUAUUCUGAAGCCAUUCCUCUCAGUCUUACGUCGGAAACCAUACUAACUAACUUCACUAAUGGUAGUUUACCCUACUACGUAAAUCUUUCCGCAUCAACCCAAUCGAAUCUGACUGAAAGCACUUGCGGAAUGCCUCGUUCUGAUGCGUUCCACAUUUUGAGAGAUCCAAUCAAGUCAGAUCUUCCAUGGCCAGGAAUCUUGAUCAGAUCAACGUUUGUCUCUGUAUGGUAUUGGUGUGCUAGUCAGGUCAUUGUUCAGCGGACUUUAGCUGCAAAAAGCAUAGCGCACGCUCGUGCAGCAACAAUUUUGGCAAGCUACUUGAAAUUUCUGCCACUCUUUCUCAUCAUAAUGCCCGGCAUGAUUAGUAGAGUGCUUUAUCCAGAAACGGUUGCGUGCGCAGAUCCCGAGACAUGUCUGAAAGUGUGUGAUAACGCUGCUGGGUGUUCGAACAUCGCAUACCCACAACUUAUUCUUGGAUUAGCACCCACAGGCAUGCGCGGGUUGAUGGUAGCCGUUAUGAUGGCAGCAGUCAUGAGCUCGCUGACGUCCAUUUUUAACAGUGCCUCUACUCUCUUCACUAUGGAUAUUUGGAAACGGAUCAGGAAUCAGUCUACAGAGAGAGAACUUCUUAUUGUGGGGAAGAUUUUUGUUGUACUUUUGGUGGGAGUCAGUAUUCUAUGGAUACCUCUAAUAAAGGCCGCCCAACAGGGACAACUCUUUCUAUACAUACAGGCCCUGACUGGAUACGUAGCACCCCCGAUAUGUUCCCUGUUUUUACUGGCCAUAUUCGUUCCUAGGGUGAACGAACAGGGAGCAUUUUGGGGGUUGGUGAUUGGUCAUAUUGCUGGAUUAACCCGGAUGGUUCUAGAUUUUGUCUACCCUUCCCCGGGAUGUGGUAAGGUAGACGACCGCCCUGGAGUUGUGAAAAACCUCCAUUUUACAUAUUUCUCCGCCAUUCUUCUGGUUCUCGCUGCUGUUGUUAUUAUUUUGGUUAGCUUAGUGACUGAAAGACCAAGCAUGGAAAAGCUCAAAGGACUGACGUUCUGGACAUCUGAACCUAUAAGACCAAAAUCAAAAGAGGACGAGGAUAAACCAGCGAUGGAAAAUGAAACCUUGGAGCUUCAUGCCAAAACUGAACUUGAGUCCUCAGUUACAGUUAGUGAAAAGUUUGAAUCUAAUCCAAGGGCAGACCGGAGUGAUAAUCCGUCAACUGAGACAACCAGAAAAAACAAACUUUACAUGGACAGAAAAACUAAUCUGUUUCUCAACAUUAACGCCUGCAUUCUACUAAUUGUUUUUGUAUUUUUGUAUUGCCUCUUUGGUUAAUUAUUCUUUGACUUGUACUAAUGCUGAAAUACAGAUGUAUACAAUGUACACUUAAUUUCAACACCCGAUAGGUGAA
This is a messenger RNA of Saccostrea echinata, 2068 nucleotides long. RefSeq names its product sodium/mannose cotransporter SLC5A10-like. The record is from RefSeq and is a predicted model, not a curated record. Gene Ontology annotation, molecular function: D-glucose:sodium symporter activity. The transcript has 15 exons. Lineage: Eukaryota; Metazoa; Mollusca; Bivalvia; Ostreida; Ostreidae. Gene Ontology annotation, cellular component: plasma membrane. The coding region runs from base 16 to 1992 and encodes 658 amino acids. Gene Ontology annotation, biological process: transmembrane transport.